Molecule: messenger RNA, 2833 nt
Organism: Daucus carota subsp. sativus
Lineage: Eukaryota; Viridiplantae; Streptophyta; Magnoliopsida; Apiales; Apiaceae
Product: putative receptor-like protein kinase At3g47110
Exons: 5
Coding region: 69-2687 (872 amino acids)
Biological process (GO): protein phosphorylation
Molecular function (GO): protein kinase activity; protein binding; ATP binding
Source: RefSeq, a predicted model, not a curated record
AUCUACAAUAGUAAAAAAAUACCAACAGAUUUUCGGGGAACAUUCCGGCCUUCAUAGGGAACCUGUCUAUGUUGGACGAAAUACAUUUAGAAGAUAAUGAUUUAAAUGGAACCAUUCCUCCUAGUUUUGGAAAUUGUCCAAUGUUGGUCCUCUUGGAUUUGUCUCAAAAUAACCUCAGUGGAACUGUACCCAACAAAUUCUUUAAUAUUUCUCCUUUUUCUAUCAAAUUAAAUCUUUCUCGAAACCAUCUGGUUGGAUCUCUAGCAGUAGGUAUUGGUACUUUAAAAACCUUAGUUGAAUUGGAUAUCUCAGAAAAUGAGUUUUCUGGUUUGGUUCCAAUGGAGCUGGGUGACUGCAUUGCCCUUAAUUCAUUAUACAUGCAAGGCAACUUCUUUCAGGGUUGCAUCCCCCAGUCAAUGAAAAAUUUAAGAGGUGUGCAAAAUGUUGAUCUUUCUCGUAAUAACUUAUCUGGGACAAUCCCGGUCUUCUUUGUAACCCUAUCCUUAAUAUAUUUAAAUCUGAGUUGGAAUAAUCUUGAAGGAGAGAUACCUACAAAAGGAGUAUUCGCAGAUGCAGUUGCAGUCUCAAUGGCAGGUAACAAAGGGCUUUGUGGAGGCAUACCUGGACUACAGCUACCAAGAUGCAGUAGUGAUAGAUCAAAAAAACACAAAGUGUCUUCAGAUCAGCUUUUCUUCUUAAUAGGUUAUAUACUAGGGCUUCUUAUUUUCUGCCUUUUUUGGAUGAAAAGGAUGAUAAAAGAGUCUCGCCCAAAGAGGCCCAUUUCCGUACCAUCCAUCAGAUUGCCAUACCAAGAACUGCAUCAAGCAACUAUUGGGUUCUCACCGGCCAACUUGGUCAACAAGGAUUGUCUUGGGUCAGUGUACAGAGGAGAACUUGGUCCACAAUACAGAGAAAAAGCUUUUGCAAUCAAAGUAUUCAAUGAAGAAUCAUCCAGCGCUUUCAACACCGAGUGCGAAGUCCUCCAAAAAAUCUGCCACAGAAACAUUGUUAAGAUUAUAAGUACAUGCUCGAUGAUUGUAAGGAAGCACGAAUUUAAAGCUAUUGUUUACAAAUUCAUGGAGCAUGGGAGCUUAGAGAGGUGGCUGCAUCCAAGAAAUAUGACAUUUAGUGAUACACAAGACAUGCCUCAGAUACUGAACCUAGUUACCAAAAUAAACAUAGCCAUUGAUAUAGCUAGUGCACUUGCUUAUCUUCAUAAUCAAUUGGAUAAGUCCUUGGCACAUCGGAAUCUAAAACCAAGCAACAUAUGGCUAGAUAAAGACAUGAGAGCUUAUGUAUCAAAUUUUGGACUGGCAAAGUUUAUAACAGAAAUCAACAGCACAAGGCAGGGCAGUUUAACUGCAUUAGCAGGAACCUCUGGAUAUAUGCCUCCAGAGUACUAUCGGGGAAGCAUAGUGUCAACUAAGGGGGAUGUCUACAGCUACGGAAUAAUUUUACUGGAGAUGCUGACAGGAAAAAGGACUACUGACUCCAUGUUUGAUGAACGUUUCAAGCUUCAGGACUUUGUUUCCAAUGCCUUGCCUGACGGCAUAAGAAAGAUUAUUGACCCAGUUCAUUUACAUGAACUUGAUAGUGGUAAUGUGGCACACACAGAGGCCAGUCUGAGUGUGCUUUUUAACAUUGGGGUGACAUGUGCCAUGGAGGUCUCACAGUUACGACCGUAUAUGGAUGACACUCGAAGCAUGCUGGAAAAUGUUAGGAGCAUUUAUAAGGACGACAGAAGUUUCCUAACUGCAGAGUGGAAAGCUACAAGAACCAUGAAAAUGACAAAGAAGAUGUAUACAAGCUCAAUUACACUGUCAUACAUGGAUCUGCAUAAAGCAACUAAUGGAUUCUCCUCAACCAACUUAGUCGGCGCAGGUGGUUUUGGCUCUGUUUAUAAAGGAGAAUCUACUGACAAAAUUUUUCGCCUUCUCUCAAGGAAUAGUGGGAUAGAAGAUGGGAUUGGAACACCUGUUGCCAUCAAAGUAUUUAACCUUAAGCGUCGAGGUGCAGUGAGAAGUUUCAACACCGAGUAUCAGAUCUUAAGAAACAUUCACCACCCAAAUUUUGUCAAGAUAAUAACUACAUGCGAAAGUGUAGAUCAGGAGGGUCAUGAUUUUCGAGCUAUUCUUUACGAAUUUAUGGAUCGUGGUAGUUUAGAGAUGUGGCUGCAUUCAACAAGCAAAAAUAACCGUGAUAGGCCCAUCAAACCUCAAAUAUUGAGCCUUCAUGCCAGAAUAAAUGUAGCAAUUGAUGUAGCCUGUGCACUCAAUUAUCUCCAUCAUCGCUGCAUAUCUAGCAUAAUUCAUUGUGAUCUAAAACCAGGCAACGUUCUGCUUGAUAAAAAAAUGGUUGCACAUAUUUCAGAUUUUGGACUGGCAAUUUCUCAUCUUGAAUCCCCAACCUUUGACCAAAGCAGCGGCUCAACUGGAAUGCGAGGAACCCCCGGAUAUAUAGCUCCAGAGUAUGGUCUAGGAGUCCAGAUGACAACCAAGGGAGACACAUACAGCUUUGGGAUUCUAUUACUGGAGAUGCUGACAGGCAAGAAGCCCGGUCAUCGUAUGUUUCGGGGAGGUCUCACCCUUCACAACUUUGUCUCGAUAUCCUUGCCUGACGAUGUAAUCAACAUUGCCGACCCACUCAUGCAGGUAAUGACAUCUGCAGAUAUAGGGGAUGGCCAAUGAGUAGAGGAUUGCCUGACUAGAAUGUUCAACAUUGGUUUAGCAUGCUCCAAGAUAUCACCAAAGAAUCGACCAGACAUGUGUACCGUUUUAAGGGAGCUAAAAUCCAUCAGGAACAGCUUCUAAGUUAAUAUACUUGUGCUACCUCA